AUGAAAGAAAGAAAAGAAGAAGACUGUGUGUUGAGAGAGGUCGUUGAGAGAGUGUGGGAUAGAGAAAGAAGUCGUCGUCGUCGUCGUCGUCGUCUUGAAGAUGAGGAAGAGAAGACAGACGCCAAAAGUCAGACCGGGCUGCGGAGGGGAACGGCGGUACGGUACGGUACGGGUACAGGUACAGGGCCAGGCACCGUAUUGGUCCUGUACCGGGGGGCGAGUUGGCUGCGGCAGGGUACCCGUACUGAGGAAACGGGCCCCAACCUCCUCCAAGACAGGCACAAAAGCCUCCAGCGUGUCGAUCUAUGGGGCUCCAUGCGCUUGGAGGCUGUGGCCCUGUGGGUAACUAACUUGCACACGGAGCGACCCGCCAGGAACAGGCUCCUCGUUUACGACAUGUCUGAUGGCUUCAUCAUAGAUAUCUGGCACUACCAGGGACCCCCGGCCGCGAAAUGCCAGCUACUGAAAUCGCGGGUGGUAGCAGGGCUUGUCGGAACUAUCCCCUCGCAUGGAUACGCAAACGAUUUACAUUUUGGUGUAGGAUUAUUAUGGGGCCACGCUGCCAUUAUUAUUAUCACUCCGUCUGAUGGCCCAUGCCACGGGCGGAGGAACGCCACCACUUCAUAUUUCGCGGCCCCCGAUCCACCACUUCGGGGCUUCAUGCCUGUCCAAGUGAUGCGUACGGAGUACACUGCAUCUACAAAGUCAUGUUCCUGCGUUAGCUCGACUCGUGUCGCGCGUCUGCAUAGGGGCAAAUUGGACCAACCAAAAAUCCAUGAUCUGCUUGGUUUCACCACCCCUUGGGUCCCUAGUUUUAUCCCGCCUCAAGAACGCAACUCCUUGUCUCAAGAUCCAUAUCUUCAGUGCUACGUACGUAUUCAAAUCUUCACCGGGCCCCACGAUGACCGCCAGUCGAACGGGUCUGUUGAGUUGCGCGGCUGGCUGAAGUCACAACCCCAUACUACUGCGUAUACUUCCACUCUCCUCCGGCCAAGACGUCCUAGAAUUGACGGAUUCAAUUUUGCCGCUGCGCUAAAGGAAUGCGCGCCGAACACCUUAUAUUCGAUGAUGAAUGGGCUCUUCUGUUCAGCAUUCAGGGUGCGAUAUCACCAACAGCCCGAGAUCAUCAAGCAAGCCCAUCGUGAUGCACAAGCAGCUAUCCUCCAGCUGUUUCCGUUCUUCAGGAAACGGUCCAAAGUAAAUACCACGAGUCUACAGCAAGGAAUCUUGGAAGCUACUCCCCGAUUCCGCCACAAGCCCCACUUGAAACUCUGAUCAGACGUGUAAUAUUUUAGCCAUCAUUAUUUCAAACUGAACCUCCGUGAUUACAGAAAUAGUUACAGUUUCAAUCGCAAGAGCUUCAAAGUGGGCGAUAAAUGCAUUGUAACCACGCCCAAACAUUAAAAAGUCAUCCGUCCUACGGAUGACCUCGUGUGAAUGUUACCUUCACCACAUCUGGACAACACUCAGGAACGAUACAAAAAUAAAAUUCAAAGCAAAAUGAAUCAUAAUAUCUUUUCCGUCGAGCCCUCCCCGUCUGGAUUCGCCAAAUUUCCAAUACUCUGAACCUGGGUAGCGGUGUUAGAUUGAGAUGGAUGGCAUGCAGGAUGAUCGUGCUGAUUCUCGUCUGAUCUCCUGGCCCCUGCCUUGAUUUAUUAUGUACUCCGUACUCCGUACAGCGUACACACUCCAUCAACUACCCCCUGCGCAAGCAUCGACCAGCAUGCUGACAUGAAAGUCAGCAUUGGGCCUGCGCAAACAAGAAGGACUCUAUUCUUACACGUAGUUGUAAUUUGGAAUUCGAUAAUGGCACUUCCAGAUCGAGUUAUGAGCUGUGCAGCCACAUUUUGGACCUGUGCUGGGCGAGAACUAUGGGGAUACAUACCCGAACGGAAGGGGGAUGGCAAUAAUCCUUGAGGGUGUAUCGACCCUGAAUGUACUGCCCAAUGUAUGUACCCCGGUAUUUUCAGGAGCUGCUUCUCAGGUAAACAGCAAUACCCACCAGAGAGAGAGCACUUAUGUCUGACCAAGGUUUUGCUAUUUUUUGUUUUUAUUUGAUUUUUUCUCAAGCUCUUGUGCCUCACAGCAGAAUCCACCACUCACAGCUCCCACGCCAACUGUUCGGUUUUUUAAAUGCAUUUAGCCUGGGUGCCAAAGCAGUGAUCCUCAAAGACCCCCCGAAGCUGCCAAAUCUCUGGUUUCAAGUUGUCUUAUAUAUUAUGUGACUAUUCUUCCCGAAAGUCGAGCUAACUUCAUGAUCCUCGACACGUUUCCACUUGUUUCACACUGGCCGCAGAAAGAUGCACGGAAUGCAUACCUAGGUAAUUCACCACGGCCGCGGUCACCCCAUACAGUUUCUAAAACCUCAACUCUUGGUGGUGGGAAGCGAAACUGGCUGCGGAAGACAAAGCCCCCACUAUGAAUGGAGAGCCUGACGGCUGAAAUAACCCACACAGAAAACGUUCCAUCAUUGGUGUCUUGCUUCACCUUUUUGUCCCUGUCUUCCGAGAAAAUUAGUAGACCUUCGUUAACUGCUAGGAUAGGACAAUGUCGUGUCGAAGGAUUGAGAAGUGACCUACAUAAAUAUUAUUCCAGUGAGCAGACGGCCUGCGAAGCCGGUCGACCGGCCUCCCACAGCUUGAGCGGGCUUGGGAGACGUUGCUUGCGCAAAUAUUAUUAAAUAGCCAACUUACAAGUGGACCUAGCGCUAGCCGUCCAUCUGCCAUCAUCCAUGGCGGCUCGUUUAGCUCCUCAAGAAUCAAGCGUCAAGCCUAGGGUGGAUCAUCAGUUUUUUUGGCGUGUGCCACGCGGCGGGAGGAUGACUACAUUUUGAGCUAACUAACUUGUUCCGCACUGAUGUUUUAUUAGAGCUAUGGAAAUUCUGAAACCUCGACGUACAGAGGGCGCAGGCAGGAAAGAAAACCCCCUCAUGGAAAUGCACUAGCUGAAAAUCUAGCGGAAUGUUUUGCCCACUUUUGCAUCAGAGUUCGAACCUUGUCAAACAGAAAGAGGCGGAAGCAACACGACAUCCUUUGUGGCGCCUAGCCCAUAGCCUCGAGUCCUCGCCGACCGAUGUUGAUGGGUGUCUCGCGCCCUUGCGGACUUUUAAUCUAGUCAAUGGUCAUUGACGGCUUUGUGAUGCUAACGUCAAAUAAUUUAUAGGCAGGGGAACGACCAGCUGUCAAACUUGAUAACAGUAACUUAUCACAAGUUUACUGCUCACCCAGAAGACAACACCCCCUGUCAUUUUGAGCAUUUAUAUGAUGCCAAAAUAUCCCCACGAAAAAAGCCGGCAUAACAGCUGACACCGUCGAUCUCAGUCUGGGCAGUGAAGCGCAUCGGUAAUCAGUAUUGAGGCCUCAAGAUGGAAGCUCCCCUGCUCGGCCCCUUUCACAAGCUUGGACCAGUCAGGCCACGAGGACGCUUUUCCCUUUGAAGAACAGCAAGUUACCCCUAUUGGUGGACCAUCACACCGGGACCAACAGGGAAAUCCAGCGCUUGGAUAGCCAGGACUUGUCAUGAUUUCUUGAUCAUCAGCGCCAAGUGGGAACUCAUAUAUUCUCCCGAAUAUAUUCCAAGAGAGUUAUGGGCUUUAACAUUGCUCUUCCGUCUCAUGCCCGCCAAUUCUUUUUCUUCAUAAUAUGUCUCAAUGUACCGAGAAGGAGGGAAUAUAAUAAUGUUAAUGAUAAAUAGGAGAAACAGUACCAGAUAAGGCGUCGCAUGCAUGGUAAGGCAAGGCAUGGAUGGGUCGCACUGCAUGAUCCUGGAAGGGCAUAUUGGUUGUAGGCACCUCGUACUUCCGUGAAAUGAGGUCCGCCUGGCGAUAGCCCUGACGGGGGAAGGUAUAAUAGUUGUUGAUAAUAAUCAUAAUAUCAUCGUCAUCCAUCACUGCCACUGCUGGAUAUAAGCCUUAUCAGAAGCUACAACAAGCGAACCCCCCAACUACUUAUCCCGGGCUGCUACUGCAAUGCAAAGCAGAAUACAAAACAACCCCAAAGCGAGAUGUAGAGUUUUAGCUCAGCCCGCGAUUCUUUCUGGGAAUCGUUUCAUUGCAGGGUUUGACUUGCUACCGAGGUGGUUAUCCCGAUAGAUACCCUGAGAGUCGUCAUAAUAUAUACACAAAUCUAUAAGUGAGUUAUAUAUACUAUAUCCCCGGGUUGCUGAACAUAUUCGUAGGUAAACCACCAAACCGCGAUUCACCCUCGGAAUCCUUUGUCCAAUGACAUCCAUGACUCUCGCUCGCUACACCUUGUAGAGCCCUA
This is a messenger RNA of Blastomyces dermatitidis ER-3, 4262 nucleotides long. RefSeq lists its product as uncharacterized. Lineage: Eukaryota; Fungi; Ascomycota; Eurotiomycetes; Onygenales; Ajellomycetaceae. Bases 1 to 1275 code for a protein of 424 amino acids. The transcript has 9 exons. The record is from RefSeq and is a predicted model, not a curated record.